Molecule: messenger RNA, 2171 nt
Organism: Formica exsecta
Lineage: Eukaryota; Metazoa; Arthropoda; Insecta; Hymenoptera; Formicidae
Gene: mxt
Product: eukaryotic translation initiation factor 4E-binding protein Mextli
Exons: 12
Coding region: 424-1962 (512 amino acids)
Biological process (GO): regulation of formation of translation initiation ternary complex; positive regulation of translation
Cellular component (GO): RNA cap binding complex; cytoplasm
Molecular function (GO): translation initiation factor activity; RNA binding; eukaryotic initiation factor 4E binding
Source: RefSeq, a predicted model, not a curated record
ACGGACCCCCAGUCGGACGAUCUACGUAUCGUUCGGUAUUCAGUGUCGUUGAUCCGUUUGGACGGCCGACAAAGUUGUAAAUUUCGCGAGAGCGAAGUAACUCACCGUUGUUGGCAUUGGUAUGUUUCACGAGCAAAGAUUUUGGAACGAAGCGAAUGACAUCAUGGAUCCUCCUAUUGCUUAAUUAAUGAAUUGUGCCGUAUGGAAAAAAUGAGUUUAUGGAAGAUUGUGGCAUAGCGUGAGAUAUUAAUUCCACGAAAACAAAAGUUCAAUUUAGAGAGGUUCUCUAUAAUACUUUAUCUUCAUAUAAUACAAUGUCAUAUUAAAUAGAAAAUACUGAUUUAUGCAUUUUAAAUAAUAUCAUAAUUUGGAUUGCGUUUGAUUAUUGCAUUUGAUAUAAUAUUCUUGUUGCAAGAUUGUAAUAUGGCUACCGCACAGUUGAACAGAGCCAGGACUAUAAAGAAGCUUGAAAAACCACGGCCGCUUAAGCUUAAUCAGCGCAACCCGACCGUCGAUGGGCGGAUCACGACUGUAGAGGAUAUAGUAUCCUUAAUCGACAAUGUUGCCAUGCAACUGACCAAUGGCUUCCAUGAUCGAACGCUGCAAAUGAAUGUGAUUUCUAUGUGCAGUCAUCUGAAGCUUUAUGCCAACCAAUUAGAAGCUAUUUACAAAGAUCAGCUAGACCGAGCUUUUGUGGCGAUCAGAAAUGGGAGCCAGGACGAUAGAUUAGAUCUGACGACCAGGGUUCAUCUGCUGGAACUCAUCGAACUGCGAGCGAAACAAUGGCGUCAUACCGAUUCGAUGGACGUGUAUUACAUGCAAAAGUUGUCACAUCUAGAUAAUCAGACCGAGGCAGUCCCUGAUAUACCUACAAACUCUCUGUCGUCCCCGUUAUUGGCGAUGACUUCACCCACUUCAACGCCGAUUUUGGGACCCGGUGAAGUGAUCAAGAAUAGCGGAAAAUUCACAAAACCUACGCGCAUACCGGGGAAAAAUUAUUGCAAAGACGAAGUCGUCAUUCGCAACAGCGAUUCGGGCAAAGUGAUGGGAAUAAAAGGGCGUCGAGUUCACAUGAUAGAAGAGCUCAGCCAGACGAUCAUCUCCUUCCAGCGAGUAAACCCUGGAGCUAAAGAACGACUUGUCCAAAUCACGGGAACGUCCGAGGACAAGAUUCAUUACGCGAAGGAUUUAAUAAAAGAUACGAUACAACGAAAUGCAUCUCCAGUGAGAUUGGAACAGAACUCUGGUGGCGAGAAGGGGGCCAUGGGUGGUUCUAACUCCUCGCUCAACAGUAGCGCAUCGGACGAGAGCAACCGACUGCAACACAACUCUCGUCUACGUUCGUCUCUGCUGCAUAGUUUUUCCACCAACGACGCCAGUAUAGGCGAAUACAAGUACACUGUUACCGUUGGUAACCAAUCCCUCAAAAUUACUGGCUGCAAUCUCGAUCUCGUCAGGACGGCGAAACUGGUAUUAGAUGAACACUUUUUGGGCGACUCCGAGAACUUUACCAGCGGGAUAGAGUACUUCAAUUAUGAAGAUGAACCCAGCUUCUCCGUAACUACCGUCUCCUCCAGUAUUCCCCGUUGUACACCGUUGUUGCCGUUGGACAACGUGAACGCUUCUUCUCUAAAUCGAGAGUUAAGCCUGGACAGCGCCGCAACCUCUUCAGAAAGUGAAGAAACUUACAAAUCUCGUCCGAUCUACGAAGAGCAAUACUCCAAGACUCAACAAGUUCCAGAAGCAAGAGAACUUACGUACGAGUUUCUGCUGCUGUGCGCGACAGGCCCGUACGCGAAGCGACCUCCCGCCGAUUGGGCGCGCAUACAGAAGGAAUGUCCUAAUAUAGUUCGUAAGGCACCGAUUCGCUGGUUCGAACCGGAGGCGUACAAAGCCAAGUUAGCAGCUGCUGGUUCUGUUGCAAUAUUGCCGAUUAACGAAGCGGAAACCGAUCCCGAGUGAAGCUAGAAUUGUCAAAUUGUUUUUCUUCCGAUACCCUUUUCCAUUUUGGUAACAAAUUUUCAGAAAACAACAUGGUUGUGUCAGUCGUAAGAUUACGGCGCGUUUUAUUCUUAUGUGUCUAUACCAUAGACAUAGAAAUAUUUAAUUUUCUAUAUCUAUGGUUUAUACGUUUUUGUAAAAAAACAAAAGCUAUUUCUUCAUAAAAUAUA